AUGGAUGCCGAGGCAACGGUUCCAGAGGUGCCAGCCACUGAGGAGGCCGCCGCGGACGUGCCAGACGACGAGGUCCUUGCCGUGGACCCAACGCAGGCCAUCCCGGUGGAAAUUCCUUCGGCCGCCUCCGUCGUGCCUACCUUGGUCGUACCACGCUCGUUGAGCCGUUGCCGUCCGCCCCUCGUCGUCCAGCCUCCCCGGUCGUCACUGUCGCUACUCGCGGUCGCUGUAAGUAUGCCCGCAGCACCGCGGUCCCAAAGCUCGACGACAUUGACUGAGCUUGCAGCGGUCGAGGCUAUAGCUACUGACGGAACCACCUCAUCCGAUGAUCUCGAGGAGUUAUAUGCCAGUCUUCACGAAGAAGGAGGCAGCUCGGCCUCGGCCCCUUUGGACGAGGACUCUAGGGCUGUCAUCCAAAGGCUCCGGGAGUACCUAUUCCUUGGGGUUCACCAAAUGACCACGACUGAGGCAUUCAUGGAGUUUAGGUCCUGUCUGGAUACGGCCAUGGCGUUGGGUCUGCUUGACUCGGCUCAACUGGACGAGCUACAGGCUCACUUGGCCGAGGGCGAGGAGAUGAUCGGUCGGUAUGCUGAGGCGAACAUAAGGAUGACCGAGGGAUGCUCACUUAAGCAAGAGCUGUCGGCGAUAAAAGACCAAGUCCAACCUGCCAUGGCUCGCUUGAAGGAAAAUGACCUCGUCAUCCAAAGAGAGAAUGAGGAACUUGGGCAGGUCGAGGUUCAUAUUGCCGAUCUCUAG
Messenger RNA from Prunus armeniaca (apricot), 756 nucleotides. The record is from the annotation of a GenBank genome assembly. NCBI's taxonomy places the organism in Eukaryota, Viridiplantae, Streptophyta, Magnoliopsida, Rosales, Rosaceae.